AUGGGGACUUCGUCGUAUUUUGACGCGAACACACUAAAGGUGGCGGCGGUCGUGGGCUUUUACAUGUCCGCCGCACUGGUGCACAGCAAUAAAGCUGUCCUUAAUGGUUCACCGGAUUUACCGCUACUAUUCCUCCUCCUGCAGCUGCUCAUAGCAGUCUUGCUCCUCCACGUGGCAGCAAUGUUCAUUACACGUGUCGAGAUUCCAAAGCUCGAGCUUAAAACCGCAAAGAAGCUCGCACCUGUAGUCCUCGUCAACAUCAUUGGACUCAUCUUUAAUACGCUUUGCCUUCGCGAUGUCGAGGCUUCCUUCUUCCAGAUUGCACGUGGCCUUGUCCUACCUCUGACCGUUAUCGUAUUCUCUGUGCACACUCGCACUGUGCCUUCGGCCUGGGUCGGAAUUGCUGUCGGGACAGUUACUAUAGGUUUCUUGCUCGGUGUAGCACCAUCUGCAGCAGUGCCCACCCAUGCUGCCCCCUCAGGUCUUUCUCUGUUCUAUGGCUUCCUUUCGUCGCUUUUCAUCGCUUUCCACGCUGUUCUCAUCAAGUCCUCCCUUCCUUAUUGCAACAACUCAACCAUUCAACUUGCAUACUGGACCAAUUUGGGCUCCGCAAUCUUCCUUUUCCCUUUCGUCUUGCUUCACAAUGAACUUUUUACCCUUGAGGACCUUAUUCACGAUUCAAAUUGGGACGGACAAGUGUUUCUAUGGGGGAGUGUCGUGACUGGCAUUUUUGGUUUCUUACUUUGUAUCGCGGGCCUGCUCAGCAUCAAGGUUACAAGUCCUAUCACACAUAUGUUCUCUAGCGCCUUAAGAUCCGUUAUCCAAACCCUGUUGGGUGUCUGGCUAUUCAAAGACAUCAUGACUGUCAAUCGCGCAGGAUCUAUUCUGGUUAUCAUGAUAGGCACCGUUUAUUACACUUGGGUCAAGUCACUGGAAGCCGUACCUCCGCCGCGCAAGGAUGUUGAUCUCGAAAGCAUAGGAAAUAGGAAACGGGAGGAAGAUCCUAAUGAUGGCGAUGACGGCGACGAGGUUACGGUGGUUUUCGGAGUACCGGAGGAGGAAAAGGUGUAAGAAUCCGUCCCUGGAUGUCGAGACUAAUGUCCUUCUAAUAGACACGGAAAUUUGUUGUAAGUGAUGAUCACUGCGGGUAUAUUGCCAUCCGAGACAAUUCUUAUUAGUACCACACAAUCCUUUUAGUUAUCAUCUGACACUUUACGCACAGUCAUGAGCUAUAUCUACCGUAGUUUGCGUACCUAUAAUUAGGU
Molecule: messenger RNA, 1265 nt
Organism: Suillus bovinus
Lineage: Eukaryota; Fungi; Basidiomycota; Agaricomycetes; Boletales; Suillaceae
Exons: 7
Coding region: 1-1071 (356 amino acids)
Biological process (GO): GDP-fucose import into Golgi lumen; protein O-linked glycosylation via fucose
Cellular component (GO): Golgi apparatus
Molecular function (GO): antiporter activity
Source: RefSeq, a predicted model, not a curated record